Suricata suricatta (meerkat) is the source of this 1446-nucleotide messenger RNA. RefSeq names its product NADH:ubiquinone oxidoreductase subunit A10 (gene NDUFA10). Bases 1 to 1164 code for a protein of 387 amino acids. Gene Ontology annotation, biological process: mitochondrial electron transport, NADH to ubiquinone. The record is from RefSeq and is a predicted model, not a curated record. Lineage: Eukaryota; Metazoa; Chordata; Mammalia; Carnivora; Herpestidae. Gene Ontology annotation, cellular component: cytoplasm. The transcript has 11 exons.
AUGGCCUUGAGGCUGCUGAGAGUGGUCCCCGCGUCGGCGGCGGCGGUCGCCCAGCGCGUGGCUGGAACCACAUUGGCGUCAGAUUGGAAAGGGACUUGCUUUGACCUCCGCGCUGAAGACUGUGAUGAGAGGAUUUUCGAGGGGACACCGCAACAGCCUUAUCAAAGUCAUGACGGGAUUCACACGGGCGUCCAGGGCAGGCUGCGCUAUGGCCCUUUGGCGUACAUACUUGGCGAAAGAACGACCAAGAAAUUCACAGAGUACAGCAAAGUGAUAACUGUAGACGGCACCAUAUGUUCUGGAAAAGGCAAGCUUGCGAAAGAGAUAGCGGAGAGAUUAGGCUUGAAGCACUUCCCCGAAGCCGGGGUCCACUACGCGGACAGCACCACGGGGGACGGGAGGCCCCUGGACGAGGAGCUCAGCGGCAGCUGCAGCGUCGAGAAGUUUUACGACGACCCGAGGAGCAAGGACGGCAACAGCUACCGCCUGCAGGCCUGGCUGUACGCCAACCGCCUGCUGCAGUACUCGGACGCCCUGGAGCACCUGCUGGGCACAGGACAAGGUGUUGUCUUGGAGCGCUCCAUCUUCAGUGACUUUGUUUUCUUGGACGCGAUGUAUACCCAAGGAUUCAUCCGGAAGCAGUGUGUGGACCACUACAACGAGGUGAAGAAGAUCACCCUCUCGGAGUACCUGCCUCCCCACGUGGUCAUCUACAUUGACGUGCCCGUUCCGGAGGUCCAGAGUCGCAUUCAGAAGAAAGGAAACCCCCACGAGAUGAAGGUCACGGCGGCCUACCUGCAGGACAUCGAGAGAGCCUAUAAGAAAACCUUCCUGCCUGAGAUGAGGGAGAAAUGUGAGGUUUUACAGUACAGUGCAGGCGAAGCUCAAGAUGCAGAAAAGGUGGUGGAGGACAUCCAGUACCUCAAGUACAACAAGGGGCCGUGGCUCAAGCAGGACGACCGGACUCUUCACCACCUGCGGAUGCUGGUGCAGAAUAAGCUGGAGGUGCUGAAUUACACCACCAUUCCCGUCUAUCUCCCCGAAAUCACCAUCGGAGCCCACCAGAGUGACCGCGUCUUCCAGAAAUUCACAGAGCUGCCGGGACGCAAGUACAGCCCCGGGCACAACGCGGACGUGGGCGACAAGUGGAUCUGGCUGAAGUGACGGACCCUCCUCCGCAGGCUGCAUGGCGAUGACGGGGACGCUGCCGGUCAGCCUCGCUCCUGGGUCCCUGGCUGGACGGCCCGGCGGGGGCAGGGGCCUCCUGCCUUUACAGGGCUUGGGAAGCUUGUAGCUUUGGGAACGAUCCGUAACUGUCACCGGGAAGAUAAAUCUGCUGUGAGAGACCAGACGUUACGAGAAGACUUGCCUCGCACUGCAGUUGUGCAGCUUUUGUACCUGCUGUCCUCAGACUUCAGGAGACAAAAAUAAACCUGUUUCCGUGCC